This is a messenger RNA of Oppia nitens, 411 nucleotides long. Its product is annotated as shematrin-like protein 2. The coding region runs from base 1 to 411 and encodes 136 amino acids. The transcript is spliced from 2 exons. The record is from RefSeq and is a predicted model, not a curated record. Lineage: Eukaryota; Metazoa; Arthropoda; Arachnida; Sarcoptiformes; Oppiidae.
AUGUUUUGUUCAUCAUUUUUUUUGUUCAUUUAUUUACAACAAAAUCAAUGUCAAGGCAUUCAAACGGUGUACACCAAUGCCGUCGCCGGCAAUCGCGAACAGUUGUCACCAAAUGAAUAUGAGACCAUUGAUGUCCAACAAAACAAUGGUGAUACUCUCAACUCGGGUACUCCAGAUUUAAAAUCCAAUCAAUAUUGGGGUUAUCCGGGAUUCAGGAGGCGAUGGUUUGGUGGUUAUGGUGGCUUUGGAGGCUAUGGAGGUUACCGGCCGUUUGGUAAUCGACCAUUUUGGGGCGGUUAUGGCGGAGGUUAUGGCGGAUAUUAUCCAAACUAUGGUUACGGUGGCGGCUAUGGUGGGGGUGGUUAUGGCUAUAUGGGUGCGCUGUCCAAAACAGAUACCAAAAAGAUAUAA